AUAAGCUAAACGAAUUGAGGCUACUGGAGCAGGAUUUUUUGGCUGAGGAGCAGAGCAUCUUGAAACAGCAAGAGGAGCAGCAGGAUGACCUGGACCGCCAGUGUGAAGAGAUGGCAAGGCUGGGUCUGGACAAAGGGAUGCUGGUGCCUCAGCUGCAGAAAGCGAAGGAUUUUGUUGCAGAAUUGGAGGCGGACGUGCAGGCAGAGGAUGAAGCACUCGAGAACGCAGAGGAGGUUCAGCAACAGCGCAUCGAUGCCCUGCUGUCAGUCGUGAUAAAGUUCAGAGAAGCCUUUGGCCUUCGCUUCGACCCCACUCCUGAUGGCUUGCUCCGAAUGACCUUUACGAAGAUUGAUCCCCUGAUGCCUGAAAGGCAGUUCAUUGCCCUGCUGGAUAUGGGCGGUGACAGGGACAACAUCCACCUUUUCUCCCUUAUUCCCAUUGAGUCGCAAUAUCUGCGCAGUGGUGAGCAGUGA
Molecule: messenger RNA, 473 nt
Organism: Closterium sp. Naga37s-1
Lineage: Eukaryota; Viridiplantae; Streptophyta; Zygnematophyceae; Desmidiales; Closteriaceae
Source: the annotation of a GenBank genome assembly